Aspergillus eucalypticola CBS 122712 is the source of this 1657-nucleotide messenger RNA. RefSeq lists its product as uncharacterized. Lineage: Eukaryota; Fungi; Ascomycota; Eurotiomycetes; Eurotiales; Aspergillaceae. The coding region runs from base 1 to 1227 and encodes 408 amino acids. The record is from RefSeq and is a predicted model, not a curated record. The transcript is spliced from 7 exons.
AUGCUUGAUCGUUUGCCCGAUAUAGUGCUCCUACAGACCUGGGAAUGCCUUGGCCCCGCGGCUCACAGUGCCUUCUCUAACGAUGAAGGCUGCCCCUUGUGCACCAAGCUUUUCCAUGUCCACACAGGCUCUUUCCCAAGAUUUGAGAACGUCCCAUAUCUUCCAUUUAUUGCCUCUGCCACACAGAACACACGUCGGUAUAUCCACAUUGCAUCUGCCAUUCAAAUCCUUAGCGUAGAGGAUCUGCUCGUUGGCCGAGUUCCCAAGACGCCUCUUCCUCUCGACUCCGUGCUCCUCGAAGCCCUCUUGCAACCUCUCAAGGCACUUCCUGACCAGGUAUGCUGGUGGCGCGAAGUACUGGAAGCCGGCCGUAAAGAUACAUGGUUCUCCAUUCUGCUGCUCCAACUGCCCAAUUUGCGCAAGCUGGAGCUCAAAUACCUUGACACAAUCUCGUCAUACCCGCAGUUCGCCUCGUUAGCCAUUGAUAACUACAAACUCCCAUCAUUCACAGAAGAAGGCGAUGCAACCGACUUGCUUGACGCAUCAUCUCUUUGCCCGAUCCUUCCGCUGUAUCAAUCUUAUUUCCACUCCGACCUAACGCACCUUACCCUCCACGGCUGCUCCACCAUUGCAACACUCCCCGGCCUCCUUACCCGCCUCCCCAAGCUCAAGUCCCUCAUCUACCGCCACAACGACAGCGGCCUACCACAAGUCAAGACGCCAGCCACCAUCGAUCAUACCAACCAGGAUGCUGGGAUUAAUACCUCAAUGCGCCAGGCAUCACCCGUUGCUCGAACACAGCAUGUCGCUACUUCAACCCCGAUCAAUAUUUUGAACCCAGCUGAGCUAACUCUGGGGACUGUCGAGAGAUCUUUCCGUAUGAAGGGAUACGAGAGACGGGUAUUUCACUCGCUACGACAGGUGCGGAUUCGUUUCCAAAACGGCAUCUUCUCCAAUGUCUGGGUGGGUAAUGAUUUAUGGGAUGUCUUGCCUUUGAGUCUGGAAGGACUGUUUUUGGAGGAUUGUGAUCGGGGAAUAAUGCCUGUGCUAGCAAGUCAGCUGAGACAGGUGUUGGAGAGUCAGGUAGGAACGAAGGAGUAUGUGUUGUUUCCUGUGAUGGAGACUGUCGUGUUGCAGCAGCCGAUCGAUGAGGUGGACCGUGUGCCUUUCGGGUCUGAAUACGAAUAUCUGAACAUGCAACUCUCACAGUUGAUCACAAGUAAGUAGACACACAAUGGGGAAUUCGUAACAUGAGAAAUAGAUUCCCCCAGUCCCCCUUACCAUCUCCUAGCAUAAAUAGUCUCGUUCCACAUUAGUAUUCCGAACACGCAGAGUAAAUCAAUAAACCUAGAAACAAAGUCUGUCAGGAAAUGGAGAGCCUUGUCGUAGAUCGGUCUAGCGAGGCACGCGAAGGAUUCACUCGGCAGUACAAACCGCUAGUCAGAUUCAUCUGAAUCCAGCCAAGACAUACCCAACAAGUCGAUGAAAAUGGGAUCCCAACCGUAGAGUUCCUUAAGGUUAGACUUAAGACGUGUAUCCGGCUCAAAGUUGAGAGGGAUGGAUGACAUCCACUGCUUCACGAUUUCGAUGUCUUUAUAAUCGUGAAAAACGUUUUGUUCGUUGAACCAGAACUGUUCCACCGCAAGCUUUCCAUCCU